UCCUCUGACAUUCAGACAGUAUGUGCAAGUGUGGCCAUCUCCGGUCUUGGAGCGCCCCAGUGUGUCCAACAGGUUUAAUACACACUACUCAUGCUUGGCUGGAACGAGUACCUAGUACGACACACAGUUGCAGGAUCAUCAUUGAAACAUUAGGGGGUGUCAGGUUUAGAUAAACACUACUAUAGACCUCUGACUCACUUCACUUUAGUGGGUGUAUGAGUUGAUCUGCCCAUUAAACACCACACACAUCUUCAGACACAACUACUUACCAUCUGUCUCUCAGGAGAAGAUCACUCACUAUAAGGAUCCAGACCUGCAACAGUUAUCCAUGAAGCUGUAGUCAGAGAGACUGUGGAUGAUGGGUUGUCUCGUGGUCACCGGGGUUCUACUUGUGAUUCUACUGUUCCAUCCUCCAGCAGCUCAGAUGGAGAGCCCAGAUACAGAUGUGGAGGCCGUGAGAUUCGAAGAGUUUUGUCUGAAAAUCUCUGAUGAUUCGCACUGUACAACCGCUGAACCAGAGCCCAGACAAACGGUUACCAACAAGGAGGCAGCUGAGAGCACACAACUGGCAAUGUCUUCGCCGUUGGAUGACAAGGAAGAUAUAAACUCCACUCUUCAAAUGGCUGUCAAUUCUUCAUCACUUGUGGCAAACUUCAUGGGCAUCCCACCAGGCCAUGGGGAACUGGGGCCGAUAGAGAGGGAAGGGUGUCGCUGCAAGACGUGGCAGGAACACACAACUGACCGGUCUCUUGUCAGGAGCAUAGACUUCAGGUUCUCUGCAACGGACGUGUGUAACUCAGAGAUCAUUGAGACACUGGCAGAUGGUAGGAAGGUUUGUGUGAAUACCUCUCUCACAAGAUACCUUGCACCACUGUUUGGGCCUUCAACUGACCCAGACUGGGAAGGGACCACAACCCCCAGCCCAAACACCUCUGCAGUAUCCUCGUCCCCAACCACACAGACAGAGGAACACAUGAGCAUGACACCACCAAGGGACUUUUCUUUGGACUUUUACUUUGGAGUUAGAGAACAGGAACAAGCAUACCCAGCACCCCCGGGACCCAGUGGGUCCAAAGGACACUUUGGACAACAGGGGCCUGGUCUGCAGAGAUGCGUGUGCAUCAAAAAGGAGGCCAGAAGGACAGGAAGGCUCAUCUCUAAAAUACAGUUUAACGCACCCUCUUCAAGCUGCAACGUUGUGGAGAUUAUUGCAACUCUGAAGACGUCAGGUCAAGAGGUUUGCUUGGAUGUCACUGCACCCUGGGUACGCAAAAUCCUGGAGGAAAUUAAAAGUACAACCAGACUCCCCUUGAAGGAGUUAACCUCAUUUCAACACAUCCUCCUGAAUGACGCUAGGCUGAUAAUAAAGUUAUAUUUCAUGAAAGAUGUGUGCUCAGCACAGUAUUGCUUUGGCCCAACAGUUGUUAGUAAGUAGAUGUUGCUGAUUAUCAAAGUGCUAAAUGUGUCAGCAGUGUGACACUUCUUUUUUGAUAAAGAUGUUUGAUAAGUGACUAAUUCUUUCCACCCUGGCCUGUACUUGAUUUUACAGGAAAUUGAAAUGUUUUUUUGGCAUCUGAUUUCUGCUAUCUGGACAACUAAACCACUGAGAGAAAAGGGAAAUUUGCUAAUGUAAUUUGAAUUUCACAUUUUAAUGACAACUUAAACUAGUUGCAAAUAAACCGCUCACCAACCUUGAGUAUGACAAUUUCCUUCAUGACAACUGUUAUUAUAUUAUCAGGGGUUGUCAAUGCAAAACAACUAAAACACGUCAGCAAAUAAAACAACAGACUACUUAUUAUAAUACACAUGGUUUCCUUCUAUGACCAGUUGGUGAUUUCUGACUGAUCAUAUAGACCUUGGGAGAUUCUCAAUUGGAAAAGUCUGUCCUCUCCUUGACUCCUCAGUCCUUCUUUCCUCCGUGACCCGGAAACCAAUAAGUGGUCGAGGAGAGUGUCAAUUUGUUAGUAGGUGAACCGAGGAGUAACCCCCCCGCCAACCAGACGUGAAGUUGCCCCAAGUAGUCCCCGCCUCCAACCCUGCCUCCGAGUUCCAUCCUCUUGGUUACUACCCUCACUUAUCAUGUCACCAGACUUCGCAAAGACUCUCCUACCUGCCUCUAAACUCCUCUCCGUUGGAUACUGAAGUGCAUCCUCUGUGUAUGCUCUGCAGAGGAGUUUUGAAAUCUGCCACUGAAUCAGCUGUUGCUUACAUGCACACAUUUCAAAACAACACGCUACUUUUCUUUUAAUCUAUAACAUGUCUUGCACAUCUAGCCUUAUCACUUUACACGUUUCAUUCUACCGCUGUACAUGUCAUUUGCCUGAUGACGCGUGAGUGGAGAAGGAGUCUCAUUUCCUACAAGCAUAUUGUUUCCACGUUUCCUCUCCUCGCCUCCGCUCCUCGAUUUCCACACUUCAGUUUGGCUUAGGGUUUGAGAUAGGCUUAGGGUCUGGGUUAGGCUUAGGGUCUGGGUUAGGAUUAGGGUCUGGGUUAGGAUUAGGGUUUGGGUUAGGAUUAGGGUCUGGGUUAGGAUUAGG
Molecule: messenger RNA, 2537 nt
Organism: Oncorhynchus mykiss (rainbow trout)
Lineage: Eukaryota; Metazoa; Chordata; Actinopteri; Salmoniformes; Salmonidae
Biological process (GO): defense response; chemotaxis; immune response
Cellular component (GO): extracellular region
Molecular function (GO): chemokine activity
Source: RefSeq, a predicted model, not a curated record